Molecule: messenger RNA, 10020 nt
Organism: Paramuricea clavata
Lineage: Eukaryota; Metazoa; Cnidaria; Anthozoa; Malacalcyonacea; Plexauridae
Source: the annotation of a GenBank genome assembly
AUGGCGAUUGAAAAAAAAGCCAAAGCGUCAGUAGCAUGUUCACGCUGCCAAGAUCCUGCCAUUAAUCACUGCGCAUCAUGUGAAAUAUUUAUGUGUAAGAAAUGUUCAGAGUCGCAUGACAGUUGGAUAGUGAUUAUGAAAUUAAGCCAUAACGUGUUAUCUGUACAGGAACUGAGCAAUCCUAAAAGUCAAGUGAAGAUGAGAAACAAGCCGCUUUAUUGCAUAAAACAUAAAGAUGAAGUACUCAAAUACUAUUGCGAAACAUGCAAGGAACUUAGCUGUGUAGAUUGUGUGAUUUUAAAUCAUCAGAAACAAAACCAUUCGUGUGUGGCAGUGAGUGAACUCACACAGAAGCAAAGACAAACAUUGCAAUCAAGCUGCACAACACUUGGUGAGAAAUUAGCUGAAGGAAAGGAAGCGUUAAACAAUAUUUGUGAGGUCAUGAAGUCUCUUGAAAAGAAUGCUAAAACUGCUAAAGAUCAAAUCAAAGAACAAAAGGAAAAUAUCUUGAAGAUUGUGGCAGAAAAACUUGACGAGAGAGCAAAGAUAAUGAAUGAGGAAGUAGACAAGGUUUAUGGUGAAUUACAUAGUGAACUGAGCAAACAACAUGAUGAAAUGAAAGAUUAUCUUGAUAAAGUCCAAGCUUCAGUGUCUUUGCCAAGGAAUCUCCUAAAGAGGGGAAGUAUUGAAGAAAUUCUCUCAUCACAAAAAUUAAUUGAUGAGAAAAUUGAGAAGUUGAGAAACGAACGGCCGGAGAGUAUGGCCGCAGUUAAUGAUGGUGGUAUUCAGUAUGUACCUGACGACAUUCAUAAUAUCAAUGUUGAUGAAAUUGUUGUUAGAUUGGGAUAUGUAGAAGGUAUGUAGAAUAUAAUUGAAACGGUUUAUUUAAAAAGUAUGUUUGGAACCCAGCAGCUAACUAAAUUAACCUGUUAACGACCCACACGUAUCCAAUACAUUCCUUUUACGUAAUCUACUUCUUCAAAAACAACCUUUGAUAUUUUAUUGACUUGUGUUUAUCUGACUGAGCUGCAACGUUCUCUCGUUAAUUCCAAUAGUGGAUGUAGUGACUGGAAUGGGGUGAAUGGGUAUUUUCGUUUAUCGAGUAUGAAAAAGUAAAGUAAACAUGUUUUAAAUCAGUGGCAUGCAGAGACUUUCCCCAAUAAUUUACGGAAUGCAAUGUGCAACAAAACAGCUACAACGGUUUUUACAACUGUGGAAGCCUUUCUUGGCCAAUAAUUGAAUCAUUUUGCAUUAGAUUUGUAGCAAAAUAUUGGCAAUCUUAAUUCGAACCACUACCACAAGUAUCCGCCACAGUUUUGACAUACUGUAUUGUGAAGUGAAGUAGGCCUAUAUUCAUGUGUGCUUUUGCAAUCGGGGUCAAUUCCUGCAAUAUGCAGUUUUCGUAUUACUUUAUGAUAUUGCUUAAGUCACAUGUGAGAGGAAAACUUCCAGUUCAACUCAACUGCAAUAUUAUAAAUAAAUUGAUUAAUAGUUCGGCAGAUCAUCUUAAUACAGAUCAAAAACAAAUAAUAAUCUUCUCAAGAUUUUAACAAUUCAUGUUUCUAUAAUGUUGACAUGUUCAUGCUUUAAUCAUACUAUCCUACUAAGAUCUUUUAGAAAUUUACCAUAAUCUUUAAGACGUAGCGCUACCAUUAUUAGAGAUCUUACGAUUUUAGGCCGGCAACGCGACGGCGACGGCCAAAACAAACGCCUUCAAAUAAAUGCAGUAAAGAUAGUUCGUGGUAUUUUAUCAAUAGUAUGAAUUUAAUACAGUUUUAGAAGUUGAAGACAUGGGUUUUAUGGUUGGGAAGAGUUCUGCUAAACCCAGUUUGAAGUUUCACUUGUUGCGGCUUGGAAUGCAGCCGUUGUAUCUGGAAUGUAGCCGUGAAGAUAUGUGAUUUGGCGUUGUAAACAGAGCGACGACAAUGUCUAAAUUAUUCAUACUGUAUAUUGUAAUUACUCAUUCUUUUCAAUGAUCUAUUGUAUUGGUAGCCGUUGCCGCCCUAAAAUCGUAAGGUCUCUAUUGCGUUGGUGGCGCAGGGAUCUUGCAUGGAAAGCUUGCUAACUUAGAAUGUAUUGUUUAGGAGGUGAUCCAUAUGUUUCUAGAAAUUUAAGAAAGUCCUCCAGUAUUUUGAAUGGAGAAGUUGCCUUCAUGAAACAACUAGUGAAAUGGUUGGGACACAAAUGUAAAUGGAAUCUUUGUUAUCGAGGGUCCAGAGAUGGUUGCAGUGCCCGCGAUUUUCACAGAUAUUGUGACAAUAAAGGACCGACAGUGGUUUUAGCAAAAGCCAAUGAUUGUAUCUUUGGCGGAUACACUGACCAAAACUGGGAAUCAGGUAUGUAAGAUCCGAUUUAGAUAUUAAUAUUUCCAUCAUUUAUGAGAGCUAUAUAUUUGUCCUUGUAUUUAAGAUUAUGUUCGCACAAGACUGGACGAAUUCGGCAGCGUACGCAAAUUUGUUCAGUUCCAUUUGUUUACACUGGAAUUCCUAGGGUUAGCUGUGUUUGAAUUCGUCCAGUUUCAUGUGUCCGACCUGAACGUUUAACGUCCGGCCCCGUGUGCAUCAACGUGGGUCGAUUGGGUCAAAAUCAUUUCGAUCAUAUCUAAAAGUAAACAUUACAGGAACCAUUGAAUAUUUGACUAAACAUUAAUUAUUUAAAACUAUUUUCAAUAUUAGGACAUUAUGCUUGGAGACGUUCUAACUCGUCAUUUUUAUUCUCGCUACGAAACAAAGAAAACCUUGCCCCAUUUAUUGCCAACAUCAAGCAAGGUCAGGAGCCGAACGCAAUCUACUGUCACUCUGGUUUUGGACCAGUGUUUGGUGGAGGUCAUGAUCUGAUAAUUUGUAGCAAUCCUCAAGUUAAUAACUCAUACGGCGAUUUUGGACACACAUAUCAACUUCCUCCCGGUUAUGUUUAUGAAAGUGACCAAGCAAAAAACAUGCUUGCUGGUCAGUUCAGAUUCUUAACGACAGAAAUUGAAGUCUUCAACUGAAACCUUCGUUUACUUAGUUUAACGAAAAAUAACAGAAGUCAUAACAUUGAUUCCAAUCGAUCUUAAAGGCAAGCAAGUGUUAUUGCAAUUCUAGAAAGUAUUAAAAAUUGAAACUUUUUUAUUCUUUUUAAAAGGCUAUUUAAUAAAGGAAAUAGAAAACAUAUUUUCCGUGUUCUUAUACAGUUUAUAGAAACACUUGUGAAAAUUUGUGAAAAACUCGAAAUUGCGUGGAAACACUCACACUUCGUGCUCGUGUUCCCACGCAAUUUCUUGUUUUUCACAAAAUUCCACUAGUGUUUCUAUAACUCUAGGAACACGGAAAAUGUUUUCUAUUUCUUAAAUAACUAAGGAGUUCAGAAUUUUUAAAAACUAAUCUUAAGUGCUGUUGCUAUGGCAACAAUAACGUCACAACAUAGCGGAUAUUUUAAAGUAAUUUAACUCGAAAGAAAGCUCGGUUACCCAAUUUUUUAUUUCAUAAAAUGAUUUCAUUUAGUAUUUUGAAUUAUUUUCAAUUUUUACAUUUUCCUAUCUUGAAAAUUUCGGCAUGACAGAAUUUUUUUAAAUUAGAAAAAUAAUUCAAAAUACCAAUAAAAAUUACUUUUUUACCGUAUGUUAGCACGUAGCCAUUCAGCGACGAGCUUAUAUAAUUUAAGCCAAUCUUAUAUAAUUUAAGCCAAUCAGCGAUUAUGUUACAUCGUGUCCGUCAUCUAACCUGUGAACGGGCAUGGUGUGGCCUCGUGUUAUUCAGAAAUUCUCGCCAUUUUGGAUUUCAAAUAUUGAAUUGCUGUCUUAUUUUCUUGCCAUAUUUCUACUAUCAACAUGGAAAUUUAUCCUCAUCUUGAUCUGGUAAGUAGUCAAUCUCUUCGGAGAUCAAAACAAUCUCUUCGGAGAUCGAAACAAUCUCUUUGGAGAGCAAAACAAUCUCUUCGGAGAGCAAAACAAUCUCUUCGGAGAGCAAAAAACAAUCUCUUCGGAGAGCAAAACAAUCUCUUCGGAGAGCAAAUAAACAAUCUCUUCGGAGAGCAAAUAAACAAUCUCUUCGGAGAGCAAAUAAACAAUCUCUUCGGAGAUCAAAUAAACAAUCUCUUCGGAGAGCAAAUAAACAAUCUCUUCGGAGAUCAGAACAAUCUCUUCGAGACCAAAACAAUCUCUUCGCAGAACAAGCAAAUACAUAUAACAUUGUACAUCUAUACCGUACUCAUAGUAGCUAUAUUAAUAAGUGUAUAAAUUCGAAUCACAGUGCAUGUAGUUGCAGAUCGACUGUACGGAAAUUAACUAAGCAAGCAAAUGCUAAACGAUCUAGAGACCGUGCCCCUUCCAGAUUGUGUUUAAAGAGAAUUAUAUUGGCAAUGAAAAAGAGAAAAAAUAGAUCAUUUUUAAAGCAUUAUUUUGCAAGAAAUGUUCCCAAGUCGUCCAUUUUGAACAAGAUAGCUUGUAAUUUUAAGCACUGUUGUUUUCAAUUUGUGCAAAUACAACAUAUUUUUAUCAAUUCAUUUGGAUAUUUUAAGCCAUGUGUCAACAUAAACAUGACUACAGCAAAACAAUCAUUGUGUAAUAUGUUCUACAGUCAAAACAUAGCAGGCAAUAUUGCCAAUGAACAAUAUCACAUAUCUCAAAGGGCACUAAUGUUGUCAGGAGAUAUUGAAUUAAAUCCUGGUCCUGUUCAAAACAACAGUCCAACUAGGUUGUCAUCAAAUGUAGUGUUACAACAAAGGUUAAGACGCUUUCAGUUAAGACCAUUUGAUGUUGGUGGUGAUGGUGACGGUUUCUUUCGAGCUGUGUCACAUCAAGUAUAUGCUAACCCUGAACGACACUUUGAAGUUAGAGCGGCUGGUAUUGCAUAUAUGAGAGAUAAUCCUGAGAGAUUCAUUGAAAGUAAUACUGAAAUCUCUUGGUUAGAAUACCUCAAUAAUAUGUCUAUGCAAGGGACAUGGGGCGAUGCUAUGAUAAUACAAGCUGUGGCUGAUCAGCUUGAGUUAAAAAUUACUAUUGCAGAGACACAUGAAAGGUUUUGUGAGUACAGUAUAAUACAACCUGUAUCAUCAACACAGCAACUAACUCAUGUCUAUUUCGGUCAUAUAGAUGAGCAUCACUAUGUAUCAACAUUGCCAUGUACUUCAAUGUCAGGUUUUAGUGAGAUAUCAACCCAGAGCUCUCAGUCUAAGCAAACAAGAACACAGUAUAUAAGCAAAUACAUGAAACAAAAACGAGCUAAUGAGACACAGAGCCCUGAGGCUAGGGAAAAGAGAAGAGUUUAUGCCAAGGAAUAUAGGAAACGUAAACAGGCCAGUGAGAGUUCCCAGCCCUCAACACUGAGCAUUGAGUCUAAACAAAUGAAAAGACUGUACGCAAAGGAAUAUAUGAAGCGUAAACGGGCCAGCGAGAGUUCCCAACCCUCAACACGGAGCAUUGAGGCUAAACAAAAGAAAAUAAUAUAUGCAAAGCAAUAUAGGAAACAAAAACAGUAGGAAUAUAUGAAGCGUAAACGGGCCAGCGAGAGUUCCCAACCCUCAACACGGAGCAUUGAGGCUAAACAAAAGAAAAUAAUAUAUGCAAAGCAAUAUAGGAAACAAAAACAGUACAGUGAGAGUUCCCAGCCCUCAACACUGGGCAUUGAGGCUAAGCAAAAGAAAAGACUGUAUGCAAAGCAAUAUAGGAAACAAAAAUAUUGUAUUGUGAGAUUGAACCGCUACAAAGUUUAAUAUCCAAAUUUCAUGAUAUUGUCUCACAAGGUCCUCUUUAUAUUUGCACUUGUUGUGACCAAUUAUGGUACAAGCAUAGUGUCAUUCCAGUCACAACACUUAAAGAAAAUAAUCCUGAUGUUCAAAAAAGAUUAUUAAUUAGAAAAAGUGUUAAUAAUAUGGAGUGGUUGUGUAAAACCUGUAAUAAGUAUUGAAAAACAAUAAGGUGCCUCCUUGUGCUGCCGUAAAUGGGCUGCAGUUUCCGCAAAAACCUUCGUUUUUUUUUAUCUAAAUGAAUUAGAGUGCAGAUUGCUUGCUCCAAGACUUGAAUUUCAAAAAUUAAUGCAGGAUCCUAGAGGUAGACAACUAAAAAUCAAUGGAAACAUUGUUAAUGUUCCAGCACAUGUUGUUAAUACUGUUAACAUGUUGCCAAGGUUUCCAAAUGAGACCAGCACAAUUAAAGUUAACCUUAAGAGAAGAUUGCAAUACAAAAGUUCAGCUUUAUCACCAAAUGUCAGACCAAAUAAAGUAGCAGAAGCUGCCAAAUGGCUUGUAAAUAAUGGUAAUCUCUUUAAAGAUGAAGGUAUAACUUUCAAUGACACUUGGCUUGAAGAUAAUUCAAAUACUCAAAUGGUAUUUGAUGAUACUGACAAUGAUCAACUUCAGAGGGUUCAGAAAGUUUUGUAGACUGUAAUGCAGAAAGCUUGAAUUGUGAUACUGAAUGUAAAACCCAGCAAUCAUCUGCAUGUGAUGAUGAUGAACACUGGAGUGAAGACGAGGCAGAAAUACCUGCUGGAAUCACUGACACUAUGUUAACAUCUCCAGAAUUUGUCACUGAUAAUGAACGUCAGCAUAUUUUAAAUGUUGCACCUGGUGAGGGAAAUAGGCCUAUGAGUAUAUUUAGAGAUAAAUACUCAGGGGAAUUAGCAUAUCCGGGUAUAUUUCUUUUACAGAAGCGACCAGACAAUACAAAUAGACCAACCAAAGUCCAUUAUAGUGAAAUUUGUAAAUCUGAGUUAAGAAGGUCUGACCGAAGGGCUGCAAUGUAAAACAAAGAAAUUGCAAAUGAAGAUUUUGCUUGGGCAAUCACAAGUUGCAUUGAGAAAAUGUCAACGAAAUAGUAACACAAUCACUGCCGGUCAAUUAAAACAACUGGGUGCAUUAGAUAACAUGAUUCAUCAGGAUAAAGGAUUUAAAUUUCUUAGAGCUGUGAGGGGUUCAACUCCAUAUUUUCAAAAAGCUACAAAGGAUAUAUUUGCAAUGAUCAGGCAAUUAGGAUCUGCUUCAUUAUUUUGUAGUUUUUCUUCAGCGGAAACCCAAUGGAUUCAUUUGCUGAGAAUACUUGGUAAACUCGUUGAUAACAAAACAUACACUGAUACUGAACUUGAGAACCUCAAUUGGGAAGAGAAAAGUAGGUUAAUUCAGAGCGAUCCUGUGACAUGUGCCAGGCAUUUUGAUUAUCAAGUACACAAGUUUUUGCAAAACUUUCUUUUAAGUAAUGCUGCACCUCUAGGAAAAAUUGCAGACUGGUUCUAUAGGGUUGAAUAUCAACAAAGAGGAUCACCUCAUAUUCACAUGUUAAUAUGGCUAGAAAAUGCUCCUACAUUCAGGGAAUAUUCUGAUCGUGAUGUUGUUUCAUUCAUUGAUACGAUAAUCACAUGUGAAAAGCCAACCGAGAAUCCAGAUUUACUUGCACUUGUAAACAGGCAAGUUCAUCGCCAUUCUCACACUUGUCGAAAGAAAUCCAAAAGUGUGUGUCGUUUAAAUAACCCACAGCCACCUAUGAGGUCAACCAAAAUUCUAUAUCCAUUAGAUAUUGAUAUGGAUGAUAAUGAAGUUGAUCAACAUAAAGAUACUUGGAAAUUUAUAAAGAAACAUCUGAAUGAUAUGAAAGAGGGUGAGGACAUUACAUUUGACCAGCUGCUUGUAAAUCUUAAACUGACAGAACAAAACUAUUUGCUAGCUGUUCAAUCUAGUCUCAAGACACCAACUAUAUUCUUAAAAAGGAAACCGAACGAACUAAGGAUCAAUAAUUAUAAUGCUGUAUGUCUCAGUGCAUGGCGUGCAAAUAUGGAUAUUCAGUUUGUACUAGAUGUAUAUGCAUGUGCAAUAUACAUUGUAUCAUAUAUAUCCAAGGCUCAAAAAGGCAUGAGUGAGCUAUUGAGAACAGUUUGUGAAGAAGCAAAAAGGGGAAACUCAACAAGUGAGAGAUAUUGGAAAUAGGUUUUAAUAUACAUUGUAUCAUAUAUAUCCAAGGCUCAAAAAGGCAUGAGUGAGCUAUUGAGAACAGUUUGUGAAGAAGCAAAAAGGGGAACCUACAACAAGUGAGAGAUAUUGGAAAUAGGUUUUAAACAACAAGUGAGAGAUAUUGGAAAUAGGUUUUUGAAUAAUGUUGAAAUAAGUGCACAAGAAGCAGGAACAAUGUUGAAAUAAGUGCACAAGAAGCAGUCUAUACAGUACUUCAACUUCCAAUGAGGAAAUCUUCUCGUCAAGUAGUAUUUAUAAAUACUUCACCUCCUGAGGAUAGAGUUCAGUUACUAAAACCAUUGCAAGAAAUUAAUGAUUUGGAAGAUGAUUUUGAUGAAAUUUAUGCAUCUGGUCUAAUAAAGCGUUACACAAAACGACCAUCCAAACUUGAAAAUGUGUCCCUUGCAGAUUGGGCUGCAUGGUACGACUCCACUGAUAAGCCAUAUAUCAAACCAUCUCGUGAAUUAGAUAUUGAUAAUUAUUCACAUGAGACAAACUUGAGUGAUAAUGAUGAUAAUAAUGAGGAAGAAGAAAGCGAACAAAAGAAGGAAGUUGAUUCUGAAAAGCAUUACCGUGAACUAAUCAUGUUAUUCACUUCAUGGAGGGAUGAAAUAACUGAUUUAUUAGGAAAUUGUGCUUCUUACCAAGAACACUAUUUUCAAGUUAAAAAUACAGUAGAUGAGCAAAUGAAAUGUUAUGCUAUGAGUAGUGAUCAUGAAGAUCUGAAUGCGAUUCAAGACCAGCUUAAUAAUGUGGAAGAUAAUGAUGAAAACUAUGACCUGAUUGCCCCAGGAACACAAAACAUUGAGCGUCAAGAUGAAAAUGAAGGUGCACAAGACCUUCAUCCAGAAUUCAAUGAAACCUAUGACCUAUCUGGUGAUCUUGGAAUUCCUUCAGCUGCAUCUAAUACUGAGCAGCUGAUGUUGCAUGAAGAACAGGAUGAUGUUUACAGAGGAAUCGUACAAAAAUUAAACAGAGAACAAAAAGAAUUUUUCUUCCAUGUUUUACAUCUUAUUAAAACUUCUGACAAUCCAUUCUACUGUUUUCUUAGUGGAGGAGCAGGAGUUGGCAAGUCACAUCUUACUAAGUGUCUUUAUCAAGCAGCAUUAAAGUAUUAUAAUACUAGAGCAGGUGAUGAUUUCCAUCAAGUGAAAAUAUUAAUGCUUGCACCUACUGGUAAAGCAGCUUACAAUAUAUCAAAGGUAACACAAUACAUAGUGCACUUUCAAUACCUGCAUGUCAAUCUUUAAAGAAUUACAAACAUCUUGAUUCAAGCAGGUUAAUCACCUUACGGUGUCAACUUGGUGGUUUAAAACUAAUAUUUUUGGAUGAGAUCUCAAUGGUGAGUAGUGCAAUGUUUAAUGUUCAAAUAAAUAAUAGACUGAAAGAUAUUAAAGGAAGUAAAGACGAUUUUGGUGGUGUAAGCAUGGUUGUUAUCGGUGAUUUAUUUCAGCUGGAACCUGUAAUGGACAGGUAUAUAUUUAAAAAUCUAGACAAUUCAGAAUAUGCAGUUCUUGCUCCUAAUAAAUGGCAAGAUAACUUCAAUAUGUUUGAAUUGGAAGAAAUUAUGCGCCAAAGGGAGAGCAAAGUGUUUGCUGAAAUAUUAAACAGACUUAGGGAAGGAAAACAUACUAAGGAUGAUAUUUUGAAACUAAAAGAAAGAUUAAUAAAAGAAAAUAGCAUCCAAGAUCCCAUGGAUGUGCCUCACUUGUUCAUACAAAAUAAGAAGGUAAAUGAAUUCAAUGAAAGAGUGCAUAAUGCAGCAACUGGUGAAAAGUUUUCAAUCAAAGUAAUAGACAGUGUUAUAGGAGCUAACUCUGCUCAACUUCGAGAUAAAAUUUUGAGUCAAAUACCAGAUGAUCCCAGGAAAACUAAACAAAUUGCUUCAAACCUUCAAUUGUCGGUGGGGGAAAGAACUGAGAUAGCAUUAAAUGUACGCACUGAUGAUGGGAUCACUAAUGAUGCUGGUAAUGUUGUUAAAAAGAUACAAUUAAAUCAAAUAGAUAGACCUUCAGGUAUAAUAUGGGUCCAAUUUGACCAUUCAGAUGUUGAUGAGAAGACCAGACAUGAAAAUAUACGUCUUUAUGUUCACGGUAUUGA